Messenger RNA from Malania oleifera, 2139 nucleotides. RefSeq names its product probable aspartyl protease At4g16563. Gene Ontology annotation, biological process: proteolysis. Gene Ontology annotation, molecular function: aspartic-type endopeptidase activity. The transcript has a single exon. The record is from RefSeq and is a predicted model, not a curated record. NCBI's taxonomy places the organism in Eukaryota, Viridiplantae, Streptophyta, Magnoliopsida, Santalales, Ximeniaceae. The coding region runs from base 87 to 1523 and encodes 478 amino acids. Gene Ontology annotation, cellular component: extracellular region.
ACAAAGAUGAACUCAUGCAGCAAGUGAGCAGGUACAGCCUUUAUUAACACCCAAAUCGAGGAAGCCAACUCCUCUUUUCCUCCCACAUGGCUUCCCCUUCUCCUUCACUCCUCUCUAUUCUCUGUCUACUUUCCUAUUUCUCCUUGCCCUUCAUUUUCGCCUCACCACUCAACCGAUCCACCGCCAGUACCAUCAUCCCUCUCUCCCAUUUCUCCCCAAACCAAUCUUCUUCUUCUUCUUCGUCUUCCUCCUCAUUCCUGUCAUGGCAGAUGCUCAACCGCCUCGCCGCCGCUUCUCUCAAAAGAGCCCGCCGCCUCAAAAACCCCGUCCCCGCCGCUUCCACCACCUCCACUCCUCUCUUCACUCACAGCUACGGCGGUUACUCCAUCUCCCUCAGCUUUGGCACCCCUCCUCAGACAAUCCCCUUUAUCAUGGAUACCGGCAGCGAGCUUGUGUGGUUCCCCUGUACGAGCAACUACAUUUGCUCAAAUUGUUCUUUCUCUUCUUCUAAGCCACCUCCGAUUCCCUCAUUUCGUCCCAAAUUAUCGUCUUCUUCGAAGAUUUUAGGCUGUUUGAACCCCAAAUGUGGGUGGAUUCAUAACCCGGACGCUCACUUGAGAUGCAGAGAUUGCGACCCCAAAUCGCGGUCAAAUUGUACUCAGAUCUGUCCGCCGUACAUUAUCCUCUACGGCUCCGGCACGACGGGAGGAAUCAUGCUCUCGGAAACCCUCGAUUUGGCGGAGAAGAGGGUCCCCGAUUUCGCCGUCGGAUGCUCCCUGUUCUCGUCCCAGCAACCUGCCGGAAUCGCCGGAUUCGGCCGAGGCCGAGCGUCGAUGCCAAGCCAACUAGGCCUGAAGAAAUUCUCCUACUGCCUACUCUCUCACCGUUUCGACGAUACCGGCGAGAGCAGCUCGCUCGUGUUGGAUAGCGGAACGGAUUCCGGCAAAAAAACAGCCGGCGUCAGCUACACUCCCUUUCUCAAGAACCCAAUAGCCACCGGGUUCCGUACAUUCUCGGCUUUUUACUACGUGGGUCUCCGGAAAAUCGCCAUAGGAGGGAAGCGCGUGAAGAUUCCGUCCAAAUACUUCGCGCCGGGACCCACCGGAAACGGCGGAACCAUUGUGGAUUCCGGCACGACGUUCACGUUCAUGGCUCCGGAGGUGUUCCGGCUCGUGGCGGGUGAAUUCAUGAAACGGGUACGGUACUACCGAAGAGCUCGCGAAACCGAGGCUCUGACCGGUUUGCGACCGUGCUUCAAUGUUUCCGGCGUCGAGACGGUGUCGUUCCCGGAGCUGAGCUUCCAUUUCAAGGGCGGUGCACAUAUGCGGCUGCCGCCGGCGAAUUAUUACUCGCUCGUGGGCAACAGCGCAGCGUGUUUGACGAUCGUGACGGACGGCGACGGCGGUCCAGAAAUCUCGGGGGGACCGUCCAUAAUACUGGGUAAUUUUCAGAUGCAGAAUUUCUACGUGGAGUAUGAUCUGAGAAACGAGAGAUUAGGGUUCCGGCGACAGCAAUGCCUUUGACAAAGAUCAAGGAGAAAGAAAAUGCGUUUCAAGCUAAAUUCUUAGCUCAUUAAUGUUGCAUAUUUUUCUGUGUUCGGUUGAAUCUGGGCCGUCCGCUGGUUGGUCCCGACGCUGACGUGGACGAUCCAUAUGCAAUUUUCUUCAUGGUAGGAAUUGUGGUAUAGUGGUAUAUGGUGCAAAAGCGUUCUCUACAUUGAAUCAUAGAAACGGUGUCGUUUUUUCUCCUAGUAGUCGGAGCCUACUCGUUGGUAGGAUAGUUUCACCAUGUUGCUUAAUUUCAUUUCAUAUAUGGCAUCUAUUGCUUUUUCUUUAAAAAAAUUACUGGUUUAUCUGAUGAUCUUGGAAGGAAUUGCCUUAAAUAAUGACACACGACGAUGAAGAGUUCCCGAGUCUCCUAUGAAGAAGGCAUCAUUUUCUGAAAUUUCAUUUGAAAUAAUAAUGGUGGUGUUGCAGAGCUCUGUAAGGAAAGAUCUAGCUGGAUGGUUAUGUUUUUUUGUAUUGGGUUGGAUUGAUGGAUGUAAUAGUCAUUAUACGUUGUAAAUCCCAUCAAUUGAAGUCAAAUGUACCGUUGUCAUGAUGGAAUUAUGAGAAAAUUAGACAAGAAAUUGGUAGAAAA